This is a messenger RNA of Striga hermonthica, 2046 nucleotides long. NCBI's taxonomy places the organism in Eukaryota, Viridiplantae, Streptophyta, Magnoliopsida, Lamiales, Orobanchaceae. The record is from the annotation of a GenBank genome assembly.
AUGGGAUCCAACAUAGAGGAAGCCGUUAGGGCCAAAGCAUUUGCCGAGCAGCAGUUCAUGCAGAAAAACUUUGCAGGCGCUAAAAAUCUUGCCCUCAAAGCCCAGAUGCUUUGCCCUGAGCUCGAGGGCAUAUCUCAAAUGGUGGCCACAUUUGGAGUCUACACGGCCUACGAGGCCAAAAUCAAUGGAGAGCCUGAUUUCUACUCUAUCCUCGGACUGGACCCUUCUGUGGACCGGUCCAAGAUAAAGAAACAGUAUAAGAAGAUGGCCUUUCUGCUGCACCCCGACAAGAAUAAGACCGCAGGUGCUGAUGGGGCCUUCCGGCUCGUCUCCGAGGCGUGGGCCCUCUUGUCUGAUAACUCCAAGAGGAGCUCUUAUGACCAGAGAAGACAUCUGUUUUCGUCUUCCCAUAGGAGGCUGGAUACGUUCUGGACUGUGUGCACGUCUUGUCACGUUCAGUACGAGUACCUCCGGAAAUAUGUCAACAAGCGGCUCUCCUGUAAAAAUUGCCGUGGUGUGUUUGUUGCUGUGGAAACUGGGCUGGGCCCACAUGAUGGCGUUUUCCCUUAUGGAAAUUACUCGUACGCGCCCGAAAACGGAUACGCGGGCCACGGUUGUGGGGUUACAUAUGUACCAACAACCACGGGCUACUGUGGGCCCAAUGGGGUUUCCGCUCAUCACACCGGGUACAGAACUGAGUACGUCUCGAACAUAUCGUUUCAGGGUGCCCCAUCGCGAAAUCCCACCGGGAUUGUGGAUGCUAAUGGACUAUCCUCAUCGUCUUUCACCAUAUAUCAAGCUAACGGGGAGGGAAGCAAGUCCAGAUCCAACGGAAAACAUCAGAAAGUGAAUGCUGCUGCGUCUGAUGUGUGCCCCAAUGGGUACACCGCUUUCCAGGGAGAAAUACCUCGGCCAAAGCGCGGUCGGCCCCCCAAGAAGAUUAAAUCGGAGCCCGGAGGCCCAUUCAGCUCCGGGCCUGAAACGACAGGUCCAAAUAAUGCAGUCGAGCCGAAAGCAGCCAACGGGAGUGCAACACUGAAUCCCGAGAACUUGACAAGACGCGUCUCGGCUGUCCGCGUGGUUGACACUCGGCAGCUGUUGAUUGCUAAAGGCAGAUCCGUUAUCCGUAAAGAACUUGAAGAGAUGAUGCGGGAAGCUGAAGAGACCGAGAGGAGAAAAGCACUUGCAGCCGAAGCUAGCAAAUCCUGUGUUGCCGUCAAAAUACCACAACCAGAGCUCAAAAGAAGUAUUGCCAUGUCGAUCACGGUCCCCGAUUCUGACUUUCACGAUUUCGACAAGGACAGGUCUGAGGAAUGCUUCAAGCCCAAGCAAAUAUGGGCCCUGUAUGAUGAAGAUGACGGCAUGCCUCGUCUCUACUGUCUAAUUCGUGAUGUCAUAUCGUUAAGCCCGUUUAAGAUCUUCAUAAGCUACCUGAGCUCGAGGUCCGACACCGAGUUUGGGCUGGUCAACUGGCUGGACUGUGGAUUCACCAAAUCGUGUGGGAAUUUCAGGGUGUUCCAUUCGGAGACCAUUGAGCAGGUCAACAUAUUCUCUCAUCUGUUGAGCCGUGAGAAAGCCGGGCGAGGAGGGUGCGUGAGGAUAUACCCGAGAAAAAGGGAUAUCUGGGCGGUUUAUAAAAACUGGUCGCCUGAUUGGGACAGGUCGACACCCACUGAUGUGAGGCACCAGUAUGAGAUAGUUGAGGUUCUUGAUGAGUAUUCGGAGGAAAAUGGUGUGUGGGUAAGGCCUGUGAUAAAGCUUGACGGGUACAAGACGGUUUACCAGAGGAAUCGGGAUGAUGGUGCCGCUCGGUGGAUACCGAGAAGAGAAAUGUUGCGUUUCUCACACCAGGUGCCUUCUUUCCCGCUUGAGGUUGAAAAGACAAAUUUGCCCGAGGGCUGUUGGGAUCUAGACCCGGCUGCCACCCCGGAUGAGUUUCUCCUCCGCAGGCAAAUAGAUUUGGAGAACGAUAAAAAUCAGAGCGAGAUUUGCGGCUCGAAUCCGGACGAGAAAGGAUUGAUCGAUAUCGAUAUGAAUCUGGGGUAA